UUAUGCAGCUAUCCCAAUGGGCAAUGACUGGCUUCUGAACUAUACUAUAAUUAUUAUAAUUUAUAACUCUACUUUUUUUUAACCCAUGGUGUUUGAACAACUAGAGCUUCCGGGGACUCACUUAUUUAUAAAACGAUCGGAACGAAUUUUUGUACCUAGUCGGGAGGCUCUGGCAGUUAUCUGUUAUUGCUUAUUAGUUAUUACAAUGGCAUUUAGUAAUGAGUUAAUGAGUAAUGAUUCGGGCAUGAUAAGAUAAACCUAUUUAUUUUAUCAUGGAAUCAGCCAUCGAUUUUAAAAUUCGUGAGUAGUGAUAGUGAUUAGUGAUUAGUGAGUAAUAGCCAGAAUUGCCAGUUACCUAUUGAUAGUUCGGUACUUUCGAGUUUCGACGAAGUUUUCGAAGUUAAAUGUUUUUCGUUUUUGUUACUUCACACCGGCGGCACUGUGGCAGAUUGUGCAAGUUCCCAACUUCGGCGGAAGUGAUGCGGUAGUCGUCAUCAUGGCCUCCAUUAAAAUUUAAAAUCCCUCAUCUGUAUGAAACCGAUUCAUUUGAGAUUUGAGGAUUUUGACACGUGUCCUACAGCAUGUCAUCGUCGUCGUCAUUGUACAGUGCCGAUCUAGAUUGGAACAUUUGGAGCAGUAGGAACACAGACAGCACCAGUUAUAAACUUAAAAUAAUUGAACAAGAAUUGUUAAGUCCUACAGAAUCAAGCUUACAACAUUUAGAAUCAGAUUUAAAUAUAGAACUGAGUCAGUCGUUGAGAACAUAUUUCAAACAAUUUGAUACUGAUAAACAAUUAUUUUUGUUUAAAAACAUUAAUACUGACUUUUGUGUGGAAAAAAUACAUAUAAUUGGAGAAAUACUAGAAGACUUCAAGAAAAAUAUUAUAGUUACCCUUCCCAGGGUUGGGCACUUUUCAAUUACAGUAAUUCAAUUACUUCAGGCCCGUUAUAAGUACGUAUCGAAAAAAUUGUAUCGUGAAUUUGUUGAUCGAACUGAACUAUCAAUUAAUGCCAAUCCUUCCAACUUUUGGAAGUUUAUAAAGAGACAAGCCCACAAUUCUGAUAUUCCUAAAACACUAACGCUUAAUGGUGUUUCCAGUUCUAAUGAACAAGAUGCAGCUGACAUGUUCACCUCAUACUUUAAAUCUGUAUACUCAUGUGAAGUCUUUAAUGAUAAUGUGAAUGAUCUCAAUAUUCAAUCUUUUGACCUACCUAAUAAUGCAUACUUCACUGUUGAUGACGUUUUUCAUAGUCUUUCUACGUUGUCUGGUGCUAAAAAUGUAGGUCCUGAUGGUCUCUCCUGCGUUUUUCUAUUUCAGUUUCUUUCUAUUAUAGCCUAUCCUUUAUUUUUGCUGUUCAGACGUUCUCUUGAUGAGGCAUGGGUUUCGUCCAGGAAGAUCAACUACUACAUGCAACUUAGUUUUUCCAAUUUUGUAUUUGAGUCUUUUAAAAAACGGUCUCAAGUUGAUGUAGUUUAUACUGACUUAGCCAAAGCGUUUGACACUGUUAAUCAUAAAGUCUUACUGAGAAUUCUUGAAGCGUUUGGUUUUGGUGAACCUCUGCUCUCUUGGUUUGGUUCUUUUUUAACGAACAGACAUCAAUGGGUAAAAUUAUUUGGUGUCAAGUCAAACAUCUAUUCGUCUACGUCUGGUGUUCCCCAGGGUGGACAUUUAUCACCGAUUCUAUUUUUACUGUUUAUCAAUAGUGUACAUAACGCCUUGCCUUUUUGUCAGCUUUUGUGUUUCGCAGAUGAUAUGAAGCUCUUUAUGGAAAUCAACUCAGCUGCUGAUUGUGUGAAUCUCCAAAGUAGCUUUGAUUGUUUUGUUAGUUGGUGUUUUAAUAUAGGCCUUAAAGUCAAUGCUUCAAAAUGCCGAGUCAUGACGUUUACUCGUUCCCGUUCUACUAUCCCUUUUGACUACAAUAUCUCUGGUUUGACAAUUGCACGCGUUGAUAAUCUAAUCGACCUGGGUUUUAAACUAGCUAGAAACCUUAGCCCAAGUCCUCAUAUUGCGAUGAUUACUAGUAGAGCAUUUAAAGUUUUAGGGUUCAUUAUGCGUCUAUCUAAAGACUUUAAAUUGUCAAAAUCAUUAAAAUCACUAUAUUGUGCUUUAGUUCGUCCUAUUUUAGAGUACGGGUCGGUUAUUUGGGAUCCGUACACUGCUCUGAUAUUAAUCAACUCGAACGUGUUCAACAUAGAUUUUUGA
Molecule: messenger RNA, 2204 nt
Organism: Myzus persicae (green peach aphid)
Lineage: Eukaryota; Metazoa; Arthropoda; Insecta; Hemiptera; Aphididae
Exons: 6
Coding region: 582-2204 (540 amino acids)
Source: RefSeq, a predicted model, not a curated record